Molecule: messenger RNA, 2261 nt
Organism: Prorocentrum cordatum
Lineage: Eukaryota; Dinophyceae; Prorocentrales; Prorocentraceae
Source: the annotation of a GenBank genome assembly
GGCGGCGGCGACCGGCGGAGCAGCUGGCAGGCGACGGGGGCGCCGGGCCCGCGCGGCAGUGUCGGUACUGCCUGGGCUGCGAGGGGGAGGAGGAGGACUUCGUCGCGCCCUGCGCCUGCACGGGCGGCCAGCAGUGGGUGCACUUCGACUGCCUGCGCAGGUGGCAGCGGUCCGUGCUCGUGCUGCAGCCGACGCACCCCGCGCUGUACGGGAACGACAAUCUCAGGCGGAUGACGCACUGUGGCGUCUGCACCCAGCCGUUCUCGUGCCCGCCGCCCUCGCGCCACGAGAUGAUGACCAGCUUCACGGGGGCGGAGCUGGCGGCGCUGGUGCAGGAGCAGAGCCUCGUGUGCGCCUCGGAGGCCUUCUCCGCGGCCCUCCGGGCGCAGCUGCACUCCGCCCUGCACCGCAGGAGCCAUCUCCAGCUUCGUCCACUGGUGCCGCGGGGUUUACCUGAUCUACUUCGUCGGGCCUCGGCGCCUGACGCUCUGCAUCCCGGACGAGGCCAACCGCCGCGCGGUCACCGAGGCCAUGGACCCCGCGGGCCUCCUGACGCUGCGCGGGCGCCGGUACCGGAUGCUGCGCGAGGGCCAGCUCGCGCAGGCGUGGGAGGACCGGAGCAGCCCGGGUGCACCGAGCGCGCCACGGGGAGCACCGCGGGGGGCAGCCGCGGGGCGCAGUGGGUGCAGUCCGCCCUGGGCAGCGCCGCGCCCGCCGCCCCCGGCGCCGGGCAGCUGCGGAGGGCGCUGGCCGCGCUGCCGCUGCCGGCGGAGGUGGCGCUCCAGACCGACGGCGCGGAGGCCGAGGCCUGCGACCCCAGCGACGACAGCAUCCGCGCCGUGAACCUGGGGAACCGCGUGUCCGCCGCGGACCUCUCCGACGGGGCCCGCGCGGCGGUGCGCCAGGCCUGCCGCAAGCUGCCCCGGGGGCUGCGGGGCGCGGUGCGCGUCGAGCACUACCUGGGCGGGCCCUGCAGCCCCUCGCAGUGCGUGGUGCUGGCGCCCGUCGGUGGGCCCGACGGCCUGGAGCACCCGCUGCCGCGCGGCUUCCGGGGCCUGCAGCACCUGGGCGUGGCCGUGGGUACCGACAUCGGCGCCGCGCUGCAGGCGCUGCCGGCCGCGCGGUGCCCCGCGGCGGCCGCGGGGGCCGGCCGGGAGAGCGGCGAGGGCUCGGCCUGCAAGGUGCGGCGCACCGCGGGGCCCGAGGGCAGCACCCGGCUGGACGGCGUGGACUGCCCCGCCGCCGCGGGGUCGCGCGCCGCCUCCGACGACGACGACGACGACGCCGACGCCGACGCCGACGCCUCCGCGCCCGAGUCCGUGGGCAGCGACGCUUCCGGCCUGAACGCGGCGGAGCUGGCGGGCGCCUCGCCGCCCUCGCGCUCGGCGAGCUCGGCGAGCGGCGGCGCCGGGUCCGGCGACGAGGCGGCCACGGCGCGGCGGAUCGACCCGGACGACAUGGUCGUGGGGGUCGCCGCCGAGAGCCUGACGGAGGACGUGACGGGCGACGCGCUUGAGCGGCCGGCGCCGGCGCCCUGCAGCCCCGGCAGGGCCAGGGCGAGGCCGCUGAUGGUGUUCUGGGGCGAGGCGCGGUGGCACCGCACGCAGCUGCUGGGCGAGCUGGCCAGGGGAGACUGGGGACUCUGCCGGGCCGCGCCGGCGGACCUGGGGCUCGGGUCGCACGAGGCCUGGCGGCGGGUGGCGCAGGAGGAGCGGCGGCCCGUCUACGCCCCGAGGAGCGAGAUGACUCGCGAGGCCAUCCUGGCGGCCGAGGCGCGGGAGGCCCCGGCGGAGCCCCCGCCCGGGCGCGCGCCGGGAGCGCUGCGGACCCUCGGGUGGCUCAUCGCCGCGCAUCAGGAGGCGAUCCGCCAGCAGGAGGUCGAGACCGCUCGCCUCCAGGAGGCUGACGAGCAGCGCGGGCCGCGCGAGGCGUCGCUGGAGCCCGAGGGGGCCGCGGCUCCGCCGCGGGAGCCGCCGCCGCCACCGCCCCCAGAGCCCGCCGAGGAGCCGCCCGCUGCGUGAGAGCCGCGCCUCGCGGCGCGGGUCCGGCCGUCCCGCGGGCGGUGACGACCUGCGCCCCUCGCGGCGUGACGCGUGCUCGGGCCGCCCCCUGCGCGGCGGCGACUUCGGGCUCCUCUGAUGGGCCAAUUUUCCACCACCGUCCUGAGGGAGAGGGGUCCUGGAGUGUCUCGCCGCGCUCGGGCUCGUUAGGGCUUCUUCCCGGCCCCAAGUUGGGGUGAACAUUGCUCCCGCGGGCAAGCC